Cannabis sativa is the source of this 3229-nucleotide messenger RNA. Its product is annotated as L-ascorbate peroxidase 2, cytosolic. Gene Ontology annotation, biological process: cellular response to oxidative stress; hydrogen peroxide catabolic process; response to reactive oxygen species. Bases 372 to 1121 code for a protein of 249 amino acids. The transcript has 9 exons. Gene Ontology annotation, molecular function: heme binding; peroxidase activity. The record is from RefSeq and is a predicted model, not a curated record. Lineage: Eukaryota; Viridiplantae; Streptophyta; Magnoliopsida; Rosales; Cannabaceae.
AAAAGAAAAAAAAAAAAUCAAUUGAACAAUUGAACAAUAAGCGGGUUUUCCAGAAGCCACAUCUCUUCUACAACCAUCACAUGAUUGGAUUACAUUUCCACGUCACUACUUUUUCCCGCUUUUAUUUCAUUUUUAUAUUUUUGGGUUUGGGGUAUCAUAAUCUCUGUACGUUACCAAUCGAUAUCAAAGUCUGCUUCUUCUGGCCAUUAACAUUAUCAUUGAACGUACGGGAUCGAACUAGAACCUUCUUUUCCCUUUCCCUUAUAUAUACGUGAUUUGACUCCAUUUCCAAACUCGCUCUGAUUGUGGUAAAAGCUGAUCGUUAGCUAAUUUAAUUUGUUAGAGAAAAAAAACCGGAAGAAAUCGAGGAAAUGGGGAAAUCAUAUCCGAAAGUAAGCGAGGAAUACCAAAAGGCAGUAGAGAAAUGCAAGAAGAAGCUUCGAGGUUUAAUCGCUGAGAAGAAAUGUGCUCCUAUCAUUCUUCGACUCGCAUGGCACUCGGCUGGAACUUUCGACGUGAAGACGAAGACUGGAGGACCAUUUGGGACGAUAAGGCACCCUGCUGAGCUAGCUCAUGAGGCCAACAAUGGCCUUGAUAUUGCUAUCAAGCUAUUGGAACCCAUUAAGGAAAAGUUUCCUAUUCUUUCAUAUGCAGAUUUUUAUCAGUUGGCUGGAGUUGUUGCUGUUGAAGUUACUGGAGGACCUGAGAUACCUUUCCACCCAGGAAGACCGGAUAAGCAAGAACCGUCCCCAGAAGGUCGCUUGCCGAAUGCCACCAAAGGUUCUGAUCACUUGAGGGAUGUAUUUGGCCACAUGGGUCUUAGUGAUCAGGAUAUUGUUGCCUUAUCUGGAGGUCACACCUUGGGUAGGUGCCACAAAGAACGCUCUGGAUUUGAAGGACCCUGGACAAACAACCCUCUAAUUUUCGAUAACUCUUAUUUCAAAGAGCUUCUUAGUGGAGAGAAAGAAAGCCUUAUUCAGCUUCCAUCAGAUAAGGCUCUCUUGGAGGAUCCCGUAUUUCGUCCUCUUGUAGAAAAAUAUGCUCAGGAUGAGGAUGCAUUCUUUUCUGAUUACGCUGAGGCUCAUUUGAAGUUAUCAGAGCUUGGAUUUGCUGAUGCCUGAAGCUCAGUAGUAAGAGCAUAGGAAUGCAGCAGUGCUACCUGGAGUAGUGCUGAGUGGCGUACGUUCCUUUCAGUAGAAUGCUAAUGUAGCUAAUAAUAUAUCAGAAUAUGUAUGGCAAUCUGGUUUGUCUUUCUAUCUGGUUCCCUUCACUGGAAAGGGAGUUGUAAUAAACAGUUUUAAGAUAAAGUUUUGUAAAAUCUAUUGUGCACCUUUUCUUAUCUUUAAUUAACUAAAAUAUACUCAAUUCAAUCUUAUGUUCCUAACUCAAAAAGCACCUCUCAACAAGUAGUAAUUGAGUUGAGACUUACGGAUGCCAUAAAACGCCUUUCUCCUUCUUUGUGGUCAUGAAUAAACCCAGGCAAAAUAUUUUCGACAAGAAUUGAAAAUAAAUAACAAUGUAGCAUGUACCAAUACUGCAAUGCUAAUUCUUGAUGUACAUGUACAUGGAGCGUAGACAAUUCAUACAUUUGUUUUUCUAAUAGUGAACACCUGUAAAAGGCUCGAACUGGUAUGAGUAAGAGUAUUUACAACAACAUUAAAAUUAAAAAUAAAAAUCAAUAUGAGGAUUAAAGUACCUUCCCAACAAAUUUGAUUUAUGAAAUCUGCUGUCAUAAGAAGAAAACGCAGAUAAGAACUCAAUCAAAACGUAUGAUUGCUUCGGUUUCUAAGAGUAGCAAGCAUUCAAAUAUUCACGAUACUCAUAAACUCAAGGUCCCAACUCCCCAAGCACUCAAUGCAUUGGUGUCUUUUGUGUUUUAGUGACAGAAAGUUUUACCUCAUAGGUGAUGAAGUUCAAGAUACUGGAAAUUUUAUCCAGGCAUUCAACUAAUCUAUUGUUUCUAAUGAUUAGAUUGCAACCCAUUUGAACUUCAUAGUUCAAACAUGUUAUACUCGAAAUGGAUGACUCAAACCUCAAAACUGAAAUGGCACAAUAUAAUCAUAACAGUGACGCAUCAAAUUAUUAAAUACAUGAACAAACAACAGCUACAACAUUUUUUUUGAUAACAAGCUACAACAUUGAACUAUCGCACAAGUCAAUUUUUUUUCCCUCAUGGAAUAGGAUAAAUUUAUCUCAAAGAACUAGAGAUAAAUUAUGUUAUCACUGACCAAACUUGUUCCGGAAUUGGCUUUUCUAAGAGAGAUUCAAGAUAAACGAGGUCGUCCCCUUCCCCUCUUCUUCGGAACCUGGUCCACUUGUGCCGCGGCAGUCCUCCCUGUCUGCGGCUGCGAUGGCGGUGGAGGUGGCGGCCCCGAUGCCUGGAACAUGGGCGGCAUCCAAUUGGGAAAUGCAGCUGGCUCCUUCACUCCACCAUUCUCCGAAUUACCCUUGGCAGCGACGAAGCCAAGUGGGAAAAAAGCUAAGCAACAAUAGUACGCUUCCUGACCGGGGACCAUCGGCGGUAGGGGAUCGACCAGCGGAGCGGCGUGAAACGCUCUCUGGCAUUUCUGGCACUUCAAACAACAAUCCUCAUAAACCCUAGGGUACUCAUACAAAGCGUAGCAGUAUGGACACAAUGUCCAGAAGCUCCGAAGCCUCAGUAGACUCUGGUGCCGCAAAGAAGGCUCCGUCGAGCUCCCGGCGGCGGCGGAGACGGGUGUGAACGGUGUCGAGUUGGUCCUCCGAACGGGCAAUUUGCUCUGCUGCGAAGAGCAGAAAAGGCUUAGGUCAUUAUCGUAUAGGGUUUUCUUGGCGGGAUCAGACAAGACGGCCCAGGCUUGGGCGACGAGUUUGAAGGAGUGAUCGGCGAAAGAGUAGCUGUUUUUGUCAGGAUGGAGGAGGAGGGCAAGGCGUCGAUACUGCUUCUUGAUGAGAUCGUGGUCGUCAGAUCGGGAAUCGAGCUGGAGAAUGGCGUACCAAUCGUGUUUGGUGUUGUUGAUGAUGCGCUUCUGGGAGGCGAGGAGGACGUCGACGAUGGCCAAGAUCUGAUCGGAGCCGUCGAGGAGUGGCUCGGUUUCUUGGGCCAAAACAGCGAACUCUCUGGAGCCGUUCAGAUCUCGGUUCUGCAAAAGUUUUUCCGAUAUUCCAAGCAAUCUUUCCGCCUCCGCUCGAUUUCUACUUGCUUCUUCCAUUCUUGUUUUUCUCUUUCUGCUACACCAAAUUUACUAUC